Pistacia vera is the source of this 783-nucleotide messenger RNA. Its product is annotated as 3-oxoacyl-[acyl-carrier-protein] synthase 3 A, chloroplastic-like. Gene Ontology annotation, cellular component: chloroplast. Gene Ontology annotation, molecular function: acyltransferase activity. The transcript is spliced from 3 exons. The record is from RefSeq and is a predicted model, not a curated record. The coding region runs from base 5 to 526 and encodes 173 amino acids. NCBI's taxonomy places the organism in Eukaryota, Viridiplantae, Streptophyta, Magnoliopsida, Sapindales, Anacardiaceae.
UUCAAUGAUUUUGCAGGCCUGUGACAUUGAGGAGGAUGGUUUAUUUAGUUUUGACUUGCAUAGUGAUGGUGGAGGCCAAAGACAUCUAAAUGCUGGCAUCAAAAGAAAUGACAUUGAUGAUGUAUUGGGAUCUAAUGGAUCUGUGUUAGGCUUCCCCCCGAAGCAGUCAUCUUAUUCAUGCAUUCAUAUGAAUGGCAAAGAAGUCUUCCGUUUUGCCGUGCGAGUUGUGCCACAGACAAUUGAGUCUUCCCUUCAAAAGGCUGGUCUAAACAUGUCCAGCAUUGAUUGGUUACUGCUUCAUCAGGCAAACCAAAGGAUCCUAGAUGCAGUUGCAACACGUUUAGAAGUCCCAUCAGAACGAGUUAUAUCAAAUUUAGCGAAUUAUGGUAACACAAGUGCUGCAUCAAUACCAUUGGCGUUGGAUGAAGCUGUUCGAAGCGGGAAGGUGAAGUCAGGCCAUACUAUCGUGGCAGCAGGUUUUGGUGCUGGUCUAACUUGGGGCUCUGUUAUUCUUAGAUGGGGAUGAAAAGUUACUUGAACAUGAAAAUCACAGAGGAGAAAAGUUGUUCCGCGGGCAGUUGGUGUUUCUCAUUACAUAUGUCCUGCAAAUGACUGAGGAGGUCGCCAACGCAUAAUCUCCAUUAGCUCUUUUUUGUUUGUUUGGAUUUUUUACUUCAAAGUUGUGGCGCUCCUAAUAAACUUAAAUUAUUUAUCUUCAAAGUCAUAAACAUGUAUUGUUAUAACUUACGAAUUAAGAUACAAUACAAGUACUGUGUUUCCUCA